AUGGGGAAUGCAGGAGAGCCCUGCCUGACUACCAACAGUGGCUGGAAGAAGCGCUUUGAGGUUAAAAAGUGGAAUGCAGUAGCCCUCUGGGCCUGGGACAUUGUGGUGGAUAACUGUGCCAUUUGCCGGAAUCACAUCAUGGACCUCUGUAUAGAAUGUCAGGCAAACCAGGCUUCGGCGACUUCAGAGGAGUGCACUGUUGCUUGGGGUGUGUGUAAUCAUGCCUUCCAUUUUCACUGCAUUUCACGUUGGCUGAAGACCAGACAGGUUUGCCCCUUGGACAACAGGGAGUGGGAAUUCCAGAAGUAUGGCCAUUAAAUGGAAACAGCAGCAUCAUACCUCAAUUUUCGCUGAUAGCAACGUCCCUGCUGCACUGUCCUGUGGCAUCAGCAUUCCACUCACUCUGCUCCCCCUUCCCAGAAUCUUUAAGUGAAGAGUGUUUAUUUAAAUAGCAAAGACUUGACCAUAAACUCUGCCCGUUUCUUAAAAAAAGAGA
This is a messenger RNA of Hemiscyllium ocellatum (epaulette shark), 496 nucleotides long. RefSeq names its product RING-box protein 1-like. The transcript has 2 exons. Gene Ontology annotation, biological process: ubiquitin-dependent protein catabolic process; protein ubiquitination. Bases 1 to 318 code for a protein of 105 amino acids. Gene Ontology annotation, cellular component: nucleus; cullin-RING ubiquitin ligase complex. NCBI's taxonomy places the organism in Eukaryota, Metazoa, Chordata, Chondrichthyes, Orectolobiformes, Hemiscylliidae. The record is from RefSeq and is a predicted model, not a curated record. Gene Ontology annotation, molecular function: cullin family protein binding; zinc ion binding; ubiquitin protein ligase activity.